Molecule: messenger RNA, 514 nt
Organism: Tupaia belangeri chinensis (Chinese tree shrew)
Lineage: Eukaryota; Metazoa; Chordata; Mammalia; Scandentia; Tupaiidae
Gene: S100A2
Product: S100 calcium binding protein A2
Exons: 3
Coding region: 118-411 (97 amino acids)
Biological process (GO): endothelial cell migration
Molecular function (GO): transition metal ion binding; calcium ion binding; calcium-dependent protein binding
Source: RefSeq, a predicted model, not a curated record
CUCAGAAUGCCAAGCGUGGGGGGGGGGGCAGCGGGUGGCGUAUAAAUCUCCCUGGGUGCUCAGCAGCUUUGCCCUCUGCCUGGUCUCCCCCACCACUUGGUCUGCUCCAGAUCCAAGAUGGCCAGUCCCCUGGAGCAGGCGCUGGGUGUGAUGGUCUCCACCUUCCACAAGUACUCUGGCCAAGAGGGCGACAAGUUCAAGCUGAGUAAGGGGGAGAUGAAGGAGCUUCUACACAAAGAGCUGCCCAGCUUUGUGGGGGAAAAGGUGGAUGAGGAGGGCCUCAAGAAGUUGAUGGGCGACCUUGAUGAGAACAGUGACCAGCAGGUGGACUUCCAGGAGUACGCUGUUUUCCUCGCCCUCGUCACCAUUAUGUGCAAUGACUUCUUUCAGGGCUCCUCUGACCGACCCUGAAACAGAGGUUUCAACUCCCUGCCAUGGAUUUCAUGGGCCCAGGGUUCUCUAUCCCUUUUAUUUUUGUACUCAAUAAAUUCUUUUUUGGUUGUUAAUACUUUAA